UCCGCGCUCUCUCCUCCGCGCUCUCUCGCGCUCUCACCUGUCGCAUCAGCUCUGCAACAUACGACUCUCGACUCCUUCGUCUCUUCUCGCCACUCGCUGCUCUGUUGCAUCGUGCGCGGCGGACCGAGUCGCUCAAAUUUAUUGGUGGAUUAAAUUUCUCUCUGAAUGUGAAUUGCGUAGAAAUGCACAAGCGCACUCCGGGAGCAUGGCGACUUAAUUCCUUUAGAGUUUGAUUUUGGUCGUUCGUUGGUGUUACUUCGGUGAGGGUUUUUUUCAGUUCACUGCAUCUCAACUCCGGUGUAAUGAGAAUCGUAUUCAUUGUGCACAUCAGCAGCAUCAUCAGCAGCAGCAGCAGCAUCAACUGCGCCUCGGUGUUGGAGUCUGCGAAUAAGACAGGGCCCCGGUGAAGAAUCCGAUCCGCGGGACGCGUCCACCGCUAACGAGCCCCAACUUAGCGGAGCCGGGAGAAAUGCGCAGCUCCCAAACCGCACCACGCUCCGCGCGCCCGCUCUGAGCGCCGUCACCGAGGCAGCUGCGUCCCGCCGCUCGACGCUUGCGGACCGUGGCCGCACGCGCCACGGCCCCAGAAGAUGUGACGCGCCGACGGGCUCCAUCCGAAGCCGCGUCCCGAGCUGGAACCCCAUGCCAGCCUUGGGAUGCGUCUGAGUCCCGUGCGUUCAUCUUCAGCCCGUGACUCCGGCAAACCGAUCACAACCACCGGCGGCACAGGCGGCGGCAACAGCAUCAGCAUCAUCCGCAGCAGCCGCCGCCGGGGUUCGCCCGCGGCUCAAGGCUCCGCACGGCUCCAGCCAGAGUUGUCUCUUUCGCUCCGCCCGCGUGACCCGACGAGCGCUUGACUAUGCGUGUGCGGCUGCUUCCCUUGGCGUUCAUCCUUCUCAACGUCGGCGACUACAUGCAGGGCCAGCGGUUGCCGGUCAGGGCGCGGAGACAGACGCGCAUGGCGUGUCCCAAAGGCUGCCUCACAUGCUCCGAGCCCAACGGCUGCAUCAACUGCCUCCCGCGCUACUUCUUCUUCCUGGAGCGGCAGGGCAUGCACGAGAUGGGCAGCUGCCUGCCGUCCUGCCCCGCCGGCUACUUUGGGGUGCGGCGCCCCGACGGGAACGUCAGCGUGUGCCAGAGGUGCCGCCUCGAAAACUGCGACACCUGUUUUGCAAAGAACUUCUGCACCAAGUGCCGCGCGGGCUUCUACCUGCACAAGGGCAAGUGCCACAACGCCUGCCCGCGUGGCUUCAGCGCCGUCAACCAGGGCAUGGAGUGCACCAGCACCGAGGAGUCCCAUCAGCGGCACCCCACCCCGGCGCUGGCGGCGUGCGAGCUGGGGCCGUGGGGCGACUGGGGCCCGUGCCUGAAGAACGGCCGUCCGUGCGGCGCCAAGUGGGGCCAGGAGGCGCGCACUCGCUCCGGGUCCGACCCCGCGCAGCGCGCCGCCGCCGCCGCCGCCGCUGCGCCUGGCGGGGGGGACGCCUGCCAGGACAGCCGAGAGACGCGGCGCUGCCGGCUGAAGAAGCGGCACUGUCCCGACGAAAAAAGAAAAAAAGAACCGGGACAUCGGGAUGCCAAAAAUAAACCAAUUAAAAAAAAUCGGAAGAAGGACCGAGCAAAGCAACCACAGCGAGAAGCGCAGCCCACGGGCGCGAGCGGGCAGUGAGGGGGCGCGUGGGGCCGCACGGACAGGCACGGACUCGCGGUGCAUGCGUCACUGCUAAUGCUGGAAUUGUUAUUUAAGGCACUGUACAAUUUGCAUUGGGAAUGCCACUGGGAUGGAGAGUGAGAGCACAAAGGGAGCUUUUAUUAAACCCGUUUAUUUUAUUACAAUAACAUCGCUUCUGAUUGCACAGACUCGAGACUAAAUGCAGUGGAAUGAGCACGAAGAAAAAGCCGAGAAGACACAGUAGGGCAGUGUGCCAUGAGUAAAUAGCAGACAGAGGUCACGCACCUGAUCUGUCGGCACCUCGCAAUAACCGUGAGCAGCUUCUGCGAUGACUGAACACGACCGUCUUAGCAGAUCCAUGCACUCUGCAAAUGUGAAAUGGAACAAGUGAGGUCUACUGCUGUGGGACGCUGCCCAUUUCAUGAAUCGCUUGCGUGCCCGGUGUCUGCUUAAUGCCGCACGCUUGGCUGUGCGUGGUUUUUGUCCGGGACAGCACUUUGACUUCACUGUUAUUUGUCCAAGCGCAGCAGUCGAUGGAGAGAGCGAACAAGGGCACGAGCUGGCGCAGAAGUCCACUUCCGUGACGCCGUGUGGGACAAUGACUACCAUUGCCAAAUUGCUCGCAAAUAAGGAUUGUCAUAAUUCCCUUCCGGAAUGCCAGUGUGUAUCUUAAUUAAAUAUUGUGAACUCAAUAACCCGAGCAACACAUUUCGAUGACAGACGUCCGACAGAAAUCUGGAUCCGCUUGAUGGACCACAGAGAAUGCAUUCCUUGGGAAACGUUAUCAAGAGAUCACAGGCGGAGCGCACGUUCCCGGAUCAGACGUGCAGACAGACGCACACGCCCCUUGCUGCACCUGCUGCUGGUCCCAGACUCGCAGCGCAGCGAGGGGAGCGCGUGCGGAGGAGGGCUGAGCGAGAGCCAGCCACCAGAGUUCAAAUAAACCCUGCGGUCGCGUUGAUUUUUGCAAGAGAAUAAACAAUGUUAUUAUGUAAAGUAUAAAAAAAAAUGUACACUGCUAAUUACUAUUAUCACAAUGCAGAUUUAUUUUGAAGAGCAGUUUGUUUUUAGACGAGUUGUAUAUACAUACAGUACACCGCGCAGGUACGUACAGCUGCAGAGACCACGUAACUAAUGACGUUAACGUUUGGUCCCACGGAUUAAAACAAAUGUAUUUUACAGGAAAAACCAAAUGUGCAGGUUUUGGCUGAACCACCAAUUUAAGCUGCAACUCGUGGAUUGGAACUCCAAUUAACGUAUCUACCCUUGACACCAGUUUUGGUUGUUUUUCUGCCAAAAUUGGUAAAAAUCGGCUUCUUCCAAGACGUGAACAUGACUCAACGUUUUCUUCAAACUUCAGUCUUUGUACUUUCCCCAAAUUGCAAAUUCUUGCUGACAAUUUUACCCAAUCCAAAAGUAAAAUUAGGAAGUAAUUGCAAAGAACCCAUUGAUUGUUCAACGUGGAAAGAUUAUGGAGACACAAAAUUAAGCCCUAAUAAAUAGUAACGUCCCAUUUUAGUUACAAAUAGCAUUGUAACUGAUAUAUAAACUGUUGAGGAUGACAGAUGUAAUUUAUAUAAUACAUUUAUUAUUUGCCUAUCCGUAUUACCAACUUCAAAUCUGCUUUUUAAUAGUUUAAAAUAAUUGCCAAUGUGCCUUACUUUGACACCUGGCGCACAUUAUAACAUUGCAAAUAUUAUAUGCACCAUGUAAACACAAUACUGAGCAAACCUUUGCCUGAGCUCGCAGAAGGUAUACACUGGGCUACUUUUUAAACAAUUCUAGUUAAAUAUACGAGGGGAAUUUACAGGCAAGUAUUACCUGACCCAAGGUUCAUCAUCACAUUUUUGUAAACAGCUCUUGUAAAACAAAAGUGCAAUAA
This is a messenger RNA of Lethenteron reissneri (Far Eastern brook lamprey), 3554 nucleotides long. RefSeq names its product R-spondin-2-like. Lineage: Eukaryota; Metazoa; Chordata; Hyperoartia; Petromyzontiformes; Petromyzontidae. The record is from RefSeq and is a predicted model, not a curated record.